AUGGCCUUCCUCUAUUUCCUUUUUAUCAGUUCUGAUUAUUCAUUCAUCUGGUCCAAUCUUCUCCGCACUCCUUGGUCGGAGGCCCUGCUUACUCCCGGCCUCAAAACCUCUGAUCUCAUGAUUUUGUUGAGUAGUCAACUCACCCGCCGGCAUCGUCUUCUCCAACAUGCAGUGUUGUUUCUCCUAAUCUCUUCCUCACAUCGUCUCGGCCCGCACUGGCUAGUCCCACAGACGUCGACACCCAAAGCACAUCGAAAGUCUACUGGCCAAGCACUCAAGUGUCGUUCCAGUCGUCUCACUCGUCUUCUUCAUGCGACUGGCUUCCUCUUGCCUCCGGUCCUUUUCAUCGUCGUGUGGCCUGUUUUCUUGUCCACAGACGCUGGUGGCAUCUCCCUGGCUCGCUUGCCCAUCUGGCUGGCCCUCGGCUUACGAUUUGGCCUUUUGCCUUGGUUGCUCAACUCCAACCCUACAUCGAAGUGUUUCUUUAGGAAUACUUAUGUUGACGUGGCCAGGUUGUCUCUAGAAUUAGGCGUCGAAAUCAAAGUUAACAGUGCUUAG
Protopolystoma xenopodis is the source of this 558-nucleotide messenger RNA. The record is from the annotation of a GenBank genome assembly. Lineage: Eukaryota; Metazoa; Platyhelminthes; Monogenea; Polystomatidea; Polystomatidae.